This is a messenger RNA of Periophthalmus magnuspinnatus, 1206 nucleotides long. RefSeq names its product family with sequence similarity 169 member B (gene fam169b). Bases 10 to 915 code for a protein of 301 amino acids. The transcript is spliced from 8 exons. NCBI's taxonomy places the organism in Eukaryota, Metazoa, Chordata, Actinopteri, Gobiiformes, Gobiidae. The record is from RefSeq and is a predicted model, not a curated record.
UCCAGACAAAUGUUGAUCCAUUUUAACGCAGGAGGGACCGACAGAGAAAGAGCCAAGUUUCAAGUCCAAGCCAUGUAUCCUGUAGACCUGCCGUUAGUGGGCGCCAGUGAGCUGACCUCUGCAUCUCUCCAGUACCUCUCUGCUUUAGAGUCAGAGCCAGCUCAGAGAGAUUGGUUUCAUUUACCGACCAAAUCUAAGGUUGCUAUAACAGCAGCCAAUAUAAAGCAGUUGCAUCUUUUUAAUGACAAACCUGAGUGUAUUCUGUUGACUCUACAUCUACCUGAUGAACCCCAACAAGUUGUAGCAUUGUAUCUAUGUGGAAAUUGGUGGCAUAUAGAUGAUGUCUUACGAACAUCUAAGAAAUCUAGAAAUGGUUUGGAGGCGGUCAAGUGCACUAUAGAGAGAGUGCUAGUUUUGGUUCUCAGUCAGCUGGUGGAUAGGGUUCUUGCAGAGGAGCAACUUUUCUCAAAUCAUCCCCCAACUGAGAACUGCAAACUGCUCUGGAUACAUGGAGAGGCAGUGGCCUUCUACAGCUUCAAGCAGAAAGGCAGUUUGUGUGAAAACUGCAUCAGCCGAUGCUACGAGCUUCCUGUUCUGGAUACCAUAUAUGUGAGGGGUCACUGUAGAAGGAGGGGCUUUGGACUACUCAUGCUCCAGGACUUCUGUGAUAUGUUCCCAGAUGAAAGUGUACUAGGGGUCAGCUCUCCACUAUCAGCAGGCAUGAUGGCAGUGUGCAAAAAGUUUCUGAUACAACACAAAGAACACAGAGAUGUUCUUUAUGAAGUUGAGGCUCCCAGCAGCUGGAUUCAGAGACGAAACAUCUGGCUCAACAUCCAGAUCGGACGCUACUCUCGAUCUAAGAGCAGCUCAUCAUCUGUGGAAGUAGAGAAGGAUGAGGGGACUGAUCAACUGUAAAGAUGGGCGUCUGUGGGUAUGGUGGAGUUUAAUGGUCACUAUGACAAAAUUGCAAACACAAGUUAAACAAGAAAGACAAUAUCUUGCAUCAAAAACUGUAGCCUACAUUUGUCCAAUAACAAUAUUUUUUGUUUUUCUGUCUUGUGAAAUAGAUCUGUAAUGCAAACCUUAUGAAAACGAUUUGGGGAACAGUGGAUGUUCUCAAACAGAGCACACUGGGGACCAUCCACCAAACAGAAACCCCCCCAAAUACUAAAGCUGCUUUGAAAUGUACUGGACAAUUGUUAAUCA